This is a messenger RNA of Fimicolochytrium jonesii, 1603 nucleotides long. RefSeq lists its product as uncharacterized. Bases 159 to 1397 code for a protein of 412 amino acids. The record is from RefSeq and is a predicted model, not a curated record. The transcript is spliced from 7 exons. Lineage: Eukaryota; Fungi; Chytridiomycota; Chytridiomycetes; Spizellomycetales; Powellomycetaceae.
ACAUUGGAAUUGACGGCAGCUUAAUUAAGCGCGCAGAGCGUUCCAAGAAAGCGCAGUCACCGCGCCAUCGGGCUCUGUCGGGUCUCCCAAAACGUCUCCAAACAGUGUUGUGGAGAUGAUGGUCAUUAGCGAAUCGGCUACGUCUAGACGUCGGACAGAUGUCAGGAACACUCGACUCCAUACGACUGAGGCCAGCUUCAGAGGAGGAGCCAUCCCAGCAGGAAACGAAAAUAUGUAAAAUAUGUCAACGCCAGUUCGCCCCUUACACCUGUCCACGAUGUAAUCUCCAAUACUGCUCUGUAGCCUGCUACAAAUCCGAGAAACAUUCCGUCUGCACAGAACUGUUCUACAAGGACAACAUAAACAACGAGCUGCAAGGGAAGAGGGCAUCCGAUGAUGAACGAAGGAAGAUGGUUCAGAUGCUGAGACGCUUUGAAGAGAGUGGAGAGGUGGGGAUCCAACCGGACUCAGAUGAUGAGGACCCUACUCCCGAGUUGGCCGACCGCUUGCAGGACAUCGAUCUUGAUAUGGCGUCACCAGACGCUAUUCUCGACGCCCUCACACCAGCGGAACGCGCGGAAUUCGAAGCGUCUUUGCGGGAAGGUUCAGACGCAGUGCGAUCGUAUCUGAGUCUCUGGGAGCCGUGGUGGGAGGCGGAACAGAACCGCACACCGUUGGUGCAGGAUAUGGAGGAGAGCGCCAAUAGUGAGCCGUGCCGCGUGGAAGAAACAUCCCCCGUACCGAAGAUAAUACCAAGAAUCAAGAAAAUGAGUCAAUUGAAGUCGGCGAAGCCGGCGGAUGACCUGAUUUUCAACGUGGUAGAAAUCAUAGGAGCAUACGCUUUCAUGUGUCGUUAUCUUAAUGGGGAUUGGUCAGAAGAUCCCAUCGAGGGCGCCCGGAUCCUGUGGGACUUGUCGCGCACGCUCUCUUCCAAUCAGGCGUUUGCAUACCCUGGUGUGGAGGAGGCAUUGGUGUCGCUAAAGAUGAAGCUGUUACAGAAUCGAACAUACGGCGGAGGCUCGAAAAGUUUCGAAAUGCUACUAAACGACACUGCAACGCUCUUCACAUCAUCCGACCAUCUACUUUCCGUCUUCUCCGACAUCCAUGAUCUAUUUGGCAAAGCGCAUUCCGCAGCUGGAAAACAUGAAGAAGGUGCAGCGACAGUUCCACGCGCCCUGCGUCAAAAGCUGUUUGCGUCACAGAAGAAGACGUACUUCUACCUCUCCUUCUUAAGCGACGACGGUGACAUGGAUAAGCUUCUCGACGUGGUGCGUGCCGUGGUGAUGUUGGAGAGCAACAAGGAGAGUGAGGAAAGCCGAACGUUGAGUGGGGAGAGGCAGGCAGUUGACAUGCUAAGGAAGCGGCCAGCGCCAGGAAAGCUUGUUGAGGAGCUGUAGCCCAUAGCAUGGUUUUUGCAGUGUAGAUUAUGCAGUUACGUGCAGAUAGUGUAGCGGCGUAUUUUGCUGGAGCAUACUCGUUUCAAUUGAGUUGUGUUCCUCGAAAGCGACGCCUAUGGGGAUGUGGGCUGUGAUGGGCGCUGUUCCCAAAGCGCGGAAUAUAAGUUUCCUCUUUGCCACGUGGUCUGGCACGAAUUAAAACGCAC